Messenger RNA from Leptosomus discolor (cuckoo roller), 1988 nucleotides. The record is from RefSeq and is a predicted model, not a curated record. NCBI's taxonomy places the organism in Eukaryota, Metazoa, Chordata, Aves, Leptosomiformes, Leptosomidae.
GUGAAUCUGGUCCUGAAUGAAGGGAAAUCCCUGGGCCUCAUGAUCCGAGGAGGUGCAGAAUAUUCCCUGGGCAUCUACAUCACUGGUGUAGAUAAAGGCUCCGAAGCAGAGAGUACUGGCUUAAAGGUAGGAGACCAGAUCCUGGAGGUGAACGGCCGGAGCUUCCUCAGCAUUCCCCAUGAUGAAGCAGUGAAGCUGCUCAAGUCUUCCCGCCACCUCAUCAUGACGGUGAAGGACAUCGGGAGGCUGCCCCAUGCCCGCACUACCGUGGACGAGACCAGGUGGAUAGCGAGCUCCCAGAUCGGAGACCCUCUCGUCAGCUCGGCAGGGGCAGUGGGAGACCAUGCUGCGGAGGCGACAGCCAGGCCUGUGUUUUACCGGGGCCUGGCCGGCUCCCAGGUGACGCUGAGCAGCAUGGUGAACCAGACCCGGGUCAUGCUGGAGGAACAGGCUAACGAACAGGAGCGGGCGACCAUGGGGUACUACCUGGAUGAGUAUAAGGAAGGCAACAUCUCCGUGGAUGCUCUGGUCAUGGCGCUCUUCGAGCUUCUCAACACACACGCGAAGUUCUCACUGCUUUCAGAGGUGCGGGGUGUGAUCUCCCCGCAAGACCUCGACCGCUUUGACAACCUGGUGCUGAAGAGAGAAAUCGAGUCCAUGAAGGCUCGACAGCCCUCGGGGCCCAGCAUCGGCACCGACUCCUACUCUAUGAUGUCCUACAGCGACACCGUCUCUUCCUCCAGCAGCCACUUCACUGCCACAACCGUCAGCUCAGCCCGGGAGCGGCUCUUGUGGCUAAUAGACCUGAUGGAGAACACAUCAGAACUGGAGGGAGGUGGAGACAGCCACCAAAGUAGCAUCAACACCCUCCCAGACAUCUCCUUGGAUGAUCUCUCCUCCUUCCCAGACGAACCACCCAACUUCAAGCCUCCACCUCCUCCUUCAGCCCCUCAAAUGCUGGACCCCUCUGCUGCCCAGCACAGGAACCCCGGGAAAGACAAGCCCAAGCGCCCUUCCUCCGAGUCCUCUCAGUCAGGCCUCUUCUUCGUGGCCCCCCGAAACCCCACGCCCCCUCCUAGCCACCCCGAGAAGGACACAGUCAGCAUGACUUCCACUGCUACCACAUCCACCGAGGAGUCUGCCCCCAGCGCUAUCUACGCUACCAUUUCCCCAGCCCUGCACAGCUCCAGGAGGCAAACGGAUGCCCAGCUCUCCUUGGUCAGCCAGCACCCCAUCGGUCCCUUCCCCAGGGUCCAGUCCCCAACGAGGUUGAAGAGCCCAACCCCAGACAGCCCUGCAGCCGGUGGGCUUCAGAGCCCCGCUUCCCCGUCCCCUCCUCCUCCCCCACCCCACCCGGCACCCCCUCCACCAGACAAGGGCAGCCCGCAGGCCAUGGCCAACCAGCAUUUCAUCAUGGUGGAGGUGCACCAGCCCAACAGCGAGCCCGACGUCAAUGAAGUGAGACCCUUGCCCCAGGCCAGAGCAUCCACGCUCUCCCAGCUGUCGGACAGCGGGCAGACCCUCAGCGAGGACAGCGGGGUGGACAUCGGGGAGGUUGAGAUGAGCGGCAAGGACAAGAGCCGGCAGCCGGUCCCUGGGAAAAGCCGAAGCCUCAAGGAGGCCAUGAGGAGCGAGGGGAUGGCAGAGGGGGCCUCCAAGCCGCCAGGGCUCUUGGAGCCCACGUCGUGUCUGAUCCGAGUGUCCAAGAGCGCACCCACCCUGGGGAUCGCCAUCGAGGGCGGAGCGAACACGCGGCAGCCGCUGCCCCGCAUUGUCACCAUCCAGCACGGGGGCUCGGCGCACAACUGUGGGAAGCUGAAGGUGGGCCACGUCAUUUUGGAGGUGAACGGCACGGGGCUACGGGGCAAAGAGCAUCGGGAAGCCGCCCGUAUCAUCGCUGAAGCCUUUAAGCUGAAGGAAAAGGACUACAUUGAUUUCCUGGUCACAGAAUUCAACGUCGCUCUUUAGGAACCCAAAGGGGUUUUGGG